Messenger RNA from Actinia tenebrosa (Australian red waratah sea anemone), 1991 nucleotides. Its product is annotated as trimethyllysine dioxygenase, mitochondrial-like. Gene Ontology annotation, biological process: carnitine biosynthetic process. Gene Ontology annotation, cellular component: mitochondrion. Lineage: Eukaryota; Metazoa; Cnidaria; Anthozoa; Actiniaria; Actiniidae. The record is from RefSeq and is a predicted model, not a curated record. Gene Ontology annotation, molecular function: trimethyllysine dioxygenase activity; iron ion binding.
GUUACAACCAGUUACCGCAAAAUCAGUUUGCAAAGUACAGGGUUUGUGCCAUAUUUAAAAAAUAUAUAUAUCAUUAUUUUUCGGAAGAGAGCUUCACGAGACCUCUUUUACUCCUUUCAUUUUGCUCACUGCGACUUAUUGCCUCCUUAUUAUUCGAAUAUUCGAUAUUUGAUACGGAAUGAGAAUCGCAUGGAAUGAUGGGUUGUUGUUCAAGAAACGCCACACUGCAUUCAGCUCAUAGGGGCGGCAUUGAAUUACAUCGUGUCGUCGUGCUCUCGGGCUGUGUUAAAGCCAUAUGCAUACUCUAAAACGAUUCAGUGCUCCUCUGGGAGUAAUUUUACGAUCAGCUAGGGGAUUAAGAAUUGCUGACAAAAAAGGAAACUGGCAUCUUGGCUUGAGACGGUUUUCUUUCUGUUCCUCGGACACGUCUUUCAACCCCAUAACGAGCGCCCUUUUGGAAAACGACAAAAUCAAAGUCCAGUGGCAAAACGGACAGCAUUCUGAGUUGCAUAAUGUGUGGCUGAGAGACCACUGUAACUGCGCCAAAUGUCUAAACCAGGAGACGUUUCAGAGAGAACUUGAUUUACUGGAAAUCCCACUGGACAUCAAACCAAGCAGUGUUACGACCACUGGUGACAUUCUGGAGCUGAAAUGGUCAGAUAAUCAUGUGACUGUCUUCAAUUCUGAUUGGYUAAUAGAGCAUGCAUAUAAACCAGGUAUGGCGACGAGGGUUGAAGAUUGGGUGGAGCCAGUACUCUGGGACGGGUCAAUUAUUUCRUCAGUCAAACUCCCAAAUAUUACAUUUGAGUCAGUGUUACAAAAUGAGAAAGAACGUUGCAGGGUGUCCAACUUAAUAGAAAAGUAUGGAUUCGCUUUUGUGCAUGAAACUCCAACAGAUGUGUCAUCCAUAGAAAAGCUAUCCAAUGCCUUGGCAGGAUUUGUGCGCGAAACAAAUUAUGGACGGUUAUGGGAAUUUUCUAAUGAAGUUAUGGACCAUGCUGACACUGCAUAUACAGCACAACACUUGGAGGCUCACACAGAUAAUACCUACUUUACAGACCCCGCUGGACUGCAGCUGUUACACUGUACUUUCCAUGACGGAAAAGGUGGAGAGAGUCUGUUAGUGGAUGGGUUUCAUGCUGCUGAAGUCCUGAAGCAAACAAACUUGGAAGCCUUUGAAUUUCUUUCUUCCCACGAGAUUCCUUUUCAUUUUAAAGAUGACAAGAUUCAGUUUAAGGCAAAUGGACAUGUGAUUGAACUUGACCCAUUCACAAAUGAAGUAGCCCGCAUACGUUUUAACAUGUACGACAGAGAUAUCCUAAAUUGCCUGCCAGCUGAAGAUGUCACGAAGUUUUACGGCGCAUUUAAGGCCUUUGCUUCUGUCAUACGAAACCCAGAGAAUGAAUACUGGUUCAAGUUGACGCCUGGCAAGUGCUUGGUGAUGGGUAACUGGAGAGUCAUGCAUGGUCGCAGCGGAUUCACAGGUUUGAGAAAAAUGCAAGGCUGUUAUAUUAAUAGAGAUGAUUUUCGCAGUCACUUCAGACCAAAAUAUCAGAUUUACAAAAAUCAACUAGACUGAAAUUCCAACAAUUCCAACAAUUCCUCCCCUACCAUCAAAUAAAUAUGCAUGCUACAAGUAAAUUGCAAAUAGAGGUUUUGCAGUAUCACAUGCCCAUCUAAUAACACUGCUUGGACUGCCUGUGGUUAGAUGGCAGAACAAUAUCCCUUUGCUCUCGGGAAUUGAAUUCUUUCUCAUGUAAAACAAUUGUAUUAUUCCUGCCAUCUAAUAUGGCUGCCGUCAUGUGGUGGUGCAAAAUCUCUUUAGUAGUAGUAAUAAAAGGCUAUAAUUGAGUGUUUAUAUAGAGCAUCCUGAAAACCUAGAUGCACUUUUAAAUUAAGCCCUCCUCAGGCAUCCCAGCCACUUUUUAGACAAAUUUGAUAGGAAAUAUAGGCUGUGCAAGUUCUAAAUAUAGGAAAAUAUAGGAUUUUUU